AUGUGGACGUUUCUUCUCGUGUUCGUGGCUGUGAUCGCCUGGCCGGCCUCAACACAAGGUUACGACUACUUUAAAGUUCCCGCCACUGGGCAGAUGAGCAGCGCGAAUGUCAAGGUUACUUGUGAACGAGCUGGUUACGUCACACCGUGUCCCGGGGACGAGAACUGCCGGCACUCGACAGACGACUGUGUCCAGACCGGGCUUACUGAUUGCUUCCAGCCGAUGCAGGACGUGUCCCAAGUUCUGUGUGGUGACCAUCCACGGCGGUGUCCUGCGCUGGACGGAGUGUACAGCUUCAUGGCCACCGACUGGCGGUCUGGCUCUGCCUGUGGUGUGGAGGGUAGCAGCUGGUACACGGAGGGGAAUGACUACUAUGACCGCUUCGCCUUCUGCGCUCGAGGCACAGAUAACGACUGUGCAUCCUCCCCAUGUGCACACGGAACCUGUACUGACGGCGUGGCGAGUUACACCUGUAGCUGUGAGAACGGCUGGACAGGGAACAACUGUGAUCAAGUGUCUUUUAGCGGAGAAUGCUACGCAUUUUCGUCCACCGCUCUGUCCCACCAAGACUCGGCACUCGCCUGCAGUGCCAAUGGCGGCCGCUUGGUGGACGUGAGAAACCAAGACCAACAACGUUUUCUCGCUGACACCAUAGCGGCCUCUUCUGGCGAUUCCAACUGGCUCGCCAUGAAAACUGCACCGGCAGAAAUUCUCAACAGCGACGGAACUCCGUUUUCAGGACAACUUCAGUGGUCUUCCAGUGAACCUGCCGAACCGUGUGACCUGUGUGUUCUCCUGGACAGCUCCGACAACUAUCUGGCCAAGACGGCACCGUGCACGGAGCAGCACAACUACGUCUGUCAGGACGCUCAGGUAUCGUGUGAACCAAACGUGUGUCAGAACGGCGGAAACUGCACCUCCUGCUUCAACGGGUCUACGAUCCUAUGCCAGUGUUCUGAAGGGUUCGAGGGCGAGUUCUGUGAAACAAACAUCGACGAGUGCGCCUCCAAUCCGUGCCACCAUAACGGAACCUGUCAGGACGGCAUCAACUCCUACAGCUGCAGCUGCCCAACCGGGUUCCAUGGAGGCCACUGCGAAUUCGACACGGACUGGUGCACCCAUCCUGAGGUCCAGUGUCCGUUCGGCUGGUCCUGCCGAGAUGACAUUUCCUCCUUCGAAUGUUACGAUCCGAACCCCAUCGUCCGAAGGAGCGCCUACUCGUGCAGCAGCGCCUCCUGUCCGGUGGGCAUGUACUGCAGGGAGAGGGGGGCGGCAUCUUUCUCCUGCAGCGCAGAGUGACGUCAGAGCCGGGACCUUCCAGGCGCCACAAGCGGC
Branchiostoma belcheri (Belcher's lancelet) is the source of this 1335-nucleotide messenger RNA. RefSeq names its product fibropellin-1-like. Bases 1 to 1299 code for a protein of 432 amino acids. Lineage: Eukaryota; Metazoa; Chordata; Leptocardii; Amphioxiformes; Branchiostomatidae. Gene Ontology annotation, biological process: Notch signaling pathway. The transcript is spliced from 9 exons. Gene Ontology annotation, molecular function: Notch binding; calcium ion binding. The record is from RefSeq and is a predicted model, not a curated record.